Messenger RNA from Coffea arabica (coffee), 975 nucleotides. RefSeq lists its product as uncharacterized. The record is from RefSeq and is a predicted model, not a curated record. Lineage: Eukaryota; Viridiplantae; Streptophyta; Magnoliopsida; Gentianales; Rubiaceae.
UUCAUUUCUUGGAUCUUCAAUUCACAGGUUCAAUCUCCUUCCUGCCUUCAUAUUCUUCAGCCAAAUGAUCUCUAUUUCCUUUCCAUUUACGUGCCCGACGAUGCCGUACGAAGUACCACGCCAACCCCUACGCCAAAGAGCAUGUCUUUCGGACAGGUUUCACUGUUUUCAAUCUUCUUCCACAAAUAAGCUGUGGCCCAGAGACCAGCCUACAUUGUCGGUGGCAUGCAAAUGCAGUGCUCAAGGAUUAGGGUCAGAAGAUGAUGAUCGCAGAGCUCUGGAAACAGUUCUCAAGCUUUACAAGGCAAUCAAGAAUAAGAACUUCAAUGAACUGUCUGAUAUAAUUGGAGAAGAAUGCCUAUGCAAUUGCAAUUUUGUCUCCACCUUCCACCCUUUUCAUGGUAAGGAGCAAGUAUUGGGAUUCUUCUCUUCUCUCAUGAAGAACUUGGGAAAUAACAUUGAAAUCGUGGUGAAGCCGACAUUCCAUGACGGAAUGAAUGUUGGUGUAUCUUGGAAACUAGAAUGGGGCAAGAAUCGCGUCCCUCUGGGCAAAGGUCUGAGCUUCUACACUUGUCACAUUUAUCAGGGAAAGGUGGUCAUAAAUAACGUAGAUAUGUUCUUGGAGCCAAUCCUUCAUAUUGAACCCCUCAGACUGAAAACAAUUACAUCAUUGACGAGUGCCAUGGACGACAUCUAUUCCAGGGCUUCAUUUCAAGGAAAGGCAAAAGCAGCAAUGAAAAUUUUCUUCAUUUUAUUUCUCGUGGCCGCAUUACUGUACUAUCUCAGGCAUCGUUUCUAGGCAUGUAUGUAUCCAUGGAGUCGAGAAGUACUGGUAGGGGUGACAGUUUCAAGGCUAAAAGAAGAACAUCAUUCUUUGCAAUUAACCAUUCAUCAGACAGCAGCGGCAAAUGUAGAGUUAUCAAUGCCAAAAAUUAAUGAGAAAUUACAUGUUUGGACUGCAUAAAUUAGAUCCAA